This is a messenger RNA of Wallemia ichthyophaga EXF-994, 1635 nucleotides long. RefSeq names its product NADP-dependent malic enzyme. Gene Ontology annotation, cellular component: mitochondrion. Gene Ontology annotation, molecular function: NAD binding; malate dehydrogenase (decarboxylating) (NAD+) activity. The record is from RefSeq and is a predicted model, not a curated record. The transcript has 3 exons. The coding region runs from base 1 to 1635 and encodes 544 amino acids. NCBI's taxonomy places the organism in Eukaryota, Fungi, Basidiomycota, Wallemiomycetes, Wallemiales, Wallemiaceae. Gene Ontology annotation, biological process: malate metabolic process; pyruvate metabolic process.
AUGGCAUCAAUCAAACAAGCAACCGUUGCACAGCUCCGUGGUAUGGCUCCUGCGUCCGUCAUUCACGGCGGCGUCGACAGCGUCCAGCGUGCACUUGCGCAGCUCAACUCAAAGGACACGCCUAUCGAGAAGUACAUAUAUCUUUCGCAGCUCAGAGGCACUGCCAAGGAUACUUUCUACCGCUUGCUGAUUGAUAACAUAAUCGAUAUUUGUCCAUAUGUUUAUACCCCAACCGUAGGAGCAGCUUGUCAACUCUACUCAACUAUAUACCGCAAGCCAGACGCUCUCUACCUCAGCUACAACGAUCGCGGAAACCUCGCUGAGAUCAUGUCUAACUGGCCACAGCACGGCAUUCGAAUCGCUGUUGUGAGCGACGGCAGUCGCAUUCUCGGCCUUGGCGAUCUCGGCAUUGGUGGCUGCCAGAUCGCCGUCGGCAAGCUUACCCUUUAUGUCGGUGGUGCUGGUAUCAAACCAGACAGCACUCUCCCCAUCAUUCUUGACAUGGGUACUAACAAUGAAACUCUCCUCAACGACCCCCUCUAUCUCGGUCUCAGGAUGAAGAGAGUUUAUGACGACGCCUUUCUCGAUGAAUUUUACGCUGCCGUCAGAACUACCUUCCCAGAUUGCCUCAUUCAGUUUGAGGACUUUUCUUCAGAGUCUGCCUUCAAGUACUUGGACAGGUACAGGCACAAGGAGUCGCUCAUUCAAGCUCCUUCUGCGCCAUCUGGCCAGCUGCACACAGGAAAGUGCUUCAACGAUGACAUCCAGGGUACCGGUGCUGUGAUCCUUGCCGGCUUCAUCAACGCCGUCAAGCUCGCUUCCGCGGCGUCUGGCCGACCAAUCCUCGACCAACGCAUUGUUUUCCUCGGUGCAGGCAGUGCUGGUGUGGGUGUCGCGAUGCAGCUUGUUGAGUUUUUCACCAGGAAUGGAUUUACAGAGGAAGAAGCCAAGCAGAAGUUCUACUUAGUUGACAGCAAGGGGUUAGUGACUGACGACCGCGGCGACAACCUCCCAGCACACAAGCGUGCACUCUCCCGCAAAGCUGGUGGACCGCAAUUCAAGACGCUAGAAGAGGUAGUCGAGCAUGUUCGUCCGAGUGCCCUCAUCGGUUUGUCGACAGUCGGCGGAGCAUUUAGUGAGAAGAUAGUGCGUAUGAUGGGUUCGUUCAAGGCUCGUCCAAUCAUUUUCCCUCUCUCGAACCCAUCCCAUCUGUCCGAGUGCACGUUUGAAGAUGCGAUCAAGUGGACGAACGGUAGAGUGAUUUUUGCCAGUGGCUCCCCAUUCAAGGCCGUCGAACACGGUGGUAGUACGUAUGAGAGCAACCAGGGUAAUAACUUCCUCAGCUUCCCUGGUAUCGGAUUGGGUUGUAUCGUCGCUAAAGCUAACGAGGUGAACGAUGAUAUGGUCUACGAAUCGGCUCUCGCUCUCGCUGAUUCUCUCGAUGAUAGUGAGAUAAACACCCUCCUCUAUCCACGUCUUCAUCGUAUUAGAGAUAUCUCAGCUACUAUAGCGGCAAGAGUCGCCAAGGCGGCCGUUAGGACUGGCGCAGCGGAGAAUAGCAAGCUAGGCGGGAUGGCUGAUACAGACCUUCUCGCUUAUAUCAAAUCUAAGCAGUAUGAUCCAACACCAUGUUAG